Molecule: messenger RNA, 1551 nt
Organism: Aegilops tauschii subsp. strangulata
Lineage: Eukaryota; Viridiplantae; Streptophyta; Magnoliopsida; Poales; Poaceae
Product: protein RADIALIS-like 4
Molecular function (GO): DNA-binding transcription factor activity
Source: RefSeq, a predicted model, not a curated record
UCCAUCUGGUAACUAACCUCAAAAGCAGCGCGCCUUUAUUAGGCUUUAUAAGCUACUGUAUAGUAUGUUUUAACCACAGCAUGCCCUUAAUUGGCAAAAAAAGGAGAUGCCACAGUUGGGACGGGAGACUAAUUUGUCCGGAAUACCAAAAAAAGUGUAGUAAGCAGUCAGCUAGAGCAUGCUUUUGCUCAAGAUUUGCGCGUAAAGCUUGCGGGCUCAGUCCCUUAAAGCUUGCUGUCCUUUCGACGGGCAUAAGGUGCCGCUCAUCUCAACAGUUGAUGUUUUGUUCUCUCCUUUCGCAUAUGGACGUACAGGACAAAAUUCCAAUCUUAGGUUUCUUCCUAUUGCGCCCCUAGCUAGACUAGAAUAGAUCCGCUUCUAUAUGUCAUUUCCAAAUUAAUGUCCUUCACUGGAAAGACCCUCUUCUGUCGGCAUCUCUUCCAUUACAGGGAACAUUCAGACUUGUUACACUGUGAGCCAAGCAUUUCUAUUUCCUUUGUGGAUUUCAUUUUCAGCCAUUAAAUCCAUCCAUGCCUAUAUCAAUCCAUGGUACUGCUGCUAACACCUCCAAAUUCCAAUCCACCCCCACCAUUCCCAAGCAUUAUCGCUCUCCUCCCACUAUAUAAGCUGCACCAUUGCCCACACUCUUGUUGCAUAUAAACACAAGCCAAGCCGGUGAUGUAGCAACCGUAGUCGUACUAGUAGUAGUAGUAACACUAGGCGUUGCAAUCCACCUUAGCUUCCUUUCUUGUUGAGAAGCCACAGCCCAGUCAAGCAUGAGUUCGUCGUGGACAUUCAAGCAGAACAAGGUGUUCGAGAAUGCGCUGGCCAAGUACGCGGACACGCCAGACUUCUGGCAGAACGUGGCGUGGGAGGUUGGCGACGGCAAGUCGGUGGAGGAUGUGAUUAGGCACUACGCGAAGCUGGAAAAGGACGUGGACGAACCGGCCCUGAAAGAGAUGCUAAGGCACUACGAGGAGCUGCAAAACCGCGCCGGCGGCAGCAGCAGCUCCAGCCGCGGUGGCAGCACCGAGGCGCAGAGGCCAUGGUACCUCAAGACCCAGUGAUGGCUGGGCUGGUGCAGGAAGGACCUAAACAGACCUCCUCCCUUUCCAGCAUGAAACCACUACUACUAGAUACACAUGACCCCAUGGUGAUCGUGAUCCGGUCAUGUACCUAAAGUAGCUAUAGCUAGCGCUUCCUCUCCGAUGAUGAUGACGACCACGACGAGAAAAAAGGUCCGGGACGUAAUCAAGCCCCGCAUCGGAGCUGUAUCUUUCGUAUAUUUUGUACCCAUUGUCUACGUGUAUAUGACCCACCACAAGCCCCUGUCCCCGGCUAUGGGUCUAACGCUGGUACCGCCGGAGGUAUCGGACGCGACGGGCGCCUGUAUCUUGUAGUGGUCUGUCUCCCUGUCGAAUAAUCUGUUAUCUGAUAUAUAUUGCCUAAUGGAAAUUCCGGUGUACGGAUUAUUUAUCUGUUUUACUAAAAUACAUCUAGAUGUGCCCUAGGUAUUGCACAUCUAAGUCCAAUGUCAUUGAUUCUAUGUGA